GCCACUGCGCGGGCGACCAGAUCAGCAGGGCUAGAAGCGAGGCUUGCGGAGCAUGGAGCCCGGCCCACGCCGGGGUCUGCGAUCCAGCCAGCCCGCGAAGGUGUCCAAGGUGGGAUGAGUGGAUCCCCUGGACCAGGCGGCUCGAGAGGAUGCGUGGCUCCGUGGGUGGAACGAGAAAGGACCUGGGUCAGAGAGGAGACUCCCGGGCCUGGAACGCUGCGAGCAUCUAAAAGUAUGGUCGCGGGCACCCCCCCAGCUUUGUGGAAGGACCUGUUAUGUGUGCCCCUGUCCUGCUGGGGAGUGGAUGGUACCCAGGACCCAGCCAGAGACCAGCUGAAGACAUUCUCCUUGCAAGCUCUCACCCCAGGAGGUCCCGUCUCGGGUGGUGGGCCUACCAUGGCAUUCCGGAGGACUGAGGGUAUGUCCAUGAUCCAGGCUCUGGCCAUGACUGUGGCUGAGAUUCCAGUGUUCCUGUACACGACUUUUGGUCAGUCCGCGUUCUCCCAGCUGCGGUUGACACCAGGCCUGAGGAAGGUCCUUUUUGCCACAGCCCUUGGGACUGUGGCCUUGGCCCUGGCUGCCCACCAGCUGAAAAGGCGCCGGCGGAAGAAGAAGCAGGUGGGCCCUGAGAUGGGAGUUGAGCAGCUGGGCACGGUACCCAUGCCCAUCCUCAUGGCCCGCAAGGUUCCUUCGGUGAAGAAAGGCUGCUCCAGCAGGAGGGUUCAGAGCCCCAGCAGCAAGAGCAACGACACUCUUAGUGGCAUCUCCUCCAUCGAGCCCAGCAAGCACUCAGGCUCCUCCCACAGCUUGGCCUCGAUGGUAGUGGUCAAUUCAUCCAGCCCUACAGCUGCGUGCUCAGGUUCAUGGGAAGCCAGAGGGAUGGAAGAGUCUGUGCCCACCACUGAUGGCAGUGCCGAGAGCCUCUAUGUGCAAGGCAUGGAGCUGUUUGAGGAAGCCCUGCAGAAAUGGGAGCAGGCACUGAGUGUGGGCCAGAGAGGGGAUGGAGGCAGCACCCCCACACCAGGCGACAGCCUCCAGAACCCAGACACUGCGUCAGAAGCACUGUCAGAGCCAGAGUCCCAACGAAGGGAGUUUGCUGAGAAGCUGGAGUCCCUGCUGCACCGGGCCUACCACCUGCAGGAAGAGUUCGGCUCCACCUUCCCCUCCGACAGCAUGCUGCUGGAUCUUGAGAGGACCCUAAUGCUGCCACUGACUGAGGGCUCACUGCGUCUGCGAGCUGACGAUGAAGACAGCCUGACUUCUGAAGACUCCUUUUUCUCAGCCACUGAGAUCUUUGAGUCCCUGCAGAUCGGCGAGUACCCGCUUCCUCUCUCCAGGCCUGCUGCUGCCUACGAGGAGGCUCUGCAGCUGGUGAAGGAAGGAAGAGUCCCUUGCCGAACACUCAGGACAGAGCUGCUGGGCUGCUACAGUGACCAGGACUUCCUAGCCAAGCUGCAUUGUGUACGGCAGGCCUUUGAGGGGCUUCUAGAAGAAAGAAGCAACCAGGUCUUCUUUGGGGAGGUCGGCCGGCAGAUGGUGACGGGCCUGAUGACCAAGGCUGAGAAGAGUCCCAAAGGCUUCCUGGAGAGCUAUGAGGAGAUGCUGAGCUACGCCCUGCGGCCUGAGACCUGGGCUACCACCCGGCUGGAGCUGGAGGGCAGAGGGGUGGCCUGCAUGAGCUUCUUCGACAUCGUGCUGGACUUCAUCCUCAUGGAUGCUUUUGAGGACCUAGAGAACCCUCCGUCUUCGGUGCUUGCUGUCCUGCGGAACCGCUGGCUGUCUGACAGCUUCAAAGAAACAGCCCUAGCCACCGCGUGCUGGUCUGUCCUGAAAGCCAAGAGGAGGCUCCUGAUGGUGCCUGAUGGCUUCAUCUCCCAUUUCUACUCCGUAUCGGAGCAUGUUAGCCCUGUGUUGGCCUUUGGCUUCCUCGGACCCAAGCCCCAGCUCUCGGAAGUCUGUGCUUUCUUCAAGCACCAGAUUGUGCAAUACCUGAGGGACAUGUUCGACCUGGACAACGUGCGCUACACAUCUGUGCCAGCCCUAGCAGAAGACAUCCUACAGCUGUCCCGGCGUCGCAGCGAGAUUCUAUUGGGCUACCUGGGGGCACCUGUGGCUAGUAGCAUCGGGCUGAAUGGGCCACUGCCUCGAGAAAAUGGGCCCCUGGAAGAGCUGCAGUAACAGGGGAUGGGCUGGAGGGGAGAGGUGGCUGUUUGGGCCUCAGACACAGGGUGACAGGAGAGAGAAAGCCGCCACUCCCUUCCUUUGGGUUGGUAUCCAAGGGCCAUGGUGGCCAAGGGCCAUUGCCCCUGAGCUUGCUCCACUUCCUCAUCUGGGAAUUCCCAACACCCAGAGGACAAAUUUCCAUGGAGAGGAACCACUAGGAGCACUGAUAGCAGCUGCCCUUGAGGUUCCCUGAGCAGCAGAGGCAGGCCAGAGUCUGCAGGGACUGGCCAGGGGCAGGUAGCAAGAGAGAAAGGUGUGGGAGCAAAUGGCUCUUGAGUAUGGACCACAGAACCCUAGUCCCCCCCUGCUGCUGACAGAGGGCAAGGGAUAGUUGAGGGAUAGAACAUGCAGGGCUAGGUGGUGACAGUCACAGGGUCCUGCAAUAGCAGCCACCUAUAGCUACAUAAGUCCCAGCACCUAGGCUUCUGGCCAGUAUGGAAAGCCAUGUCUGGACCAUCCAGAGGUGGGCUGCCUCACAUCUGAGCAGGUACUCACCCUUCACAAACCCUUGGCUCUGUUCUCCACAUUCCCACGCCCUGCCAAAGACUCAGUUUUUAUCCCCUCUGUCGCCAAAGAUGGAGGAGGCAGGGCUGGCCGCUUCCUGCUCUCUGGUGAGCCCGGAGCUCCAGUUAGAGCUCACAGAAGCCCAUCUCUUGUGUAGCCAUCUACUGCUCCAAAAGUGAGCCAGGGUGGGCAUAGGCUGCACAGCGGGUAGCUCCCCCUUCCCCUUUCUGACAGGAAGCUGGACUCAGCACUUUGCCUUCAACUCCAUGCACACGUGCUUUGGGGCUGCCACCACCCACGUCCUGCAGACAGUUGGCAUUUGUCAUGGCAGCUGCAGUAGUCCUGGCAGCCCUCCUUUUGCCUGAGCUGGGAAGUUUUUAUUUAUUGCCUUAAUACUUUAUUUGGCUGUUCCAUCCCUUCCAGGUUGUGAAAAGACUCCUGGUCUGGAGUUGAGCACUGGCUCCUGGAACCAAGUUCCUCUCCCUGGAAGGGAAAAGGGUUCCCCAGGGUCAGCAGGAUGCAGUGAAGAGAGGGCAGCCAUGGCUCUGGGUCCUCUCUGAGGCUUGUGCUCAGAAGGGAGCAGCCUUCAUGCACUGUCUUGACAUUCCAUUCAUUUGCACUUACCCUGAGCUGUGAAUGUGACCCUGGGCCAAGGCCCGCUCUGAUCUGCCCCUGACCCAUACAGCUGUGGUAUUUUCAUUUUGUCCUGUUCGUGUGUCUAUGCCCCGCCCUCUAGCACUCAACCAGCAGUGGUAGAGUAUGUGUAAGGCCUGUGAGUCAGAUAAAGGAUCGAAGCGAC
This is a messenger RNA of Mus caroli (Ryukyu mouse), 3526 nucleotides long. RefSeq names its product mitoguardin 2 (gene Miga2). Gene Ontology annotation, biological process: mitochondrial fusion. Lineage: Eukaryota; Metazoa; Chordata; Mammalia; Rodentia; Muridae. The record is from RefSeq and is a predicted model, not a curated record.